AGUUUGAGCAAAACCCUCAAAUAAUAAUUAAAAGGGUAGUUCUGGUUCGUUAAUAUCUAAAAUGAAAAUGGUGUUUUUGGGUUUUGUUUGAUUUUUUUUUUUAGUUGUUACAGCAGUUACAGUUGUUUCAACAUUCCCCUUCAUUCAAGGAAUUUUCUCUCACCUCAAAAUAAGAUAAAAGUUGUUUGGUUCUCAUAUUUUUUAAAAUAGAAGUGGGAUCAUGCUGACCCACUUCCAUUUAGUCCCAAAAUGAGCAACAGUCUUGGCCAAAUAAUUGGUUUUUCUUUUCCUGCAGAGCAAUUAUAAAGAGUGGUCUUGGCAGUAGCAUAUCAGAAGUUUUCACCUAUUAUACAUAUAUGUAUAUUUUCCAAAAUCUUUUGACACUGCUGAAUUUAGCUAAGGGAAAUGAAUAAAGGGUAAGAGAGAGAGAGAGACGAAAAGAGGUGGCAAGAUUGUUGUGGAAGAAGAAUAAAAACGCCAUAUCUCCCCACUUUGAAAAAUUGCAAGAACUUGUGCUCUUACCUUGAAAAAGUGGGGAAUGACACAUGAACCAGCAUAUUAAUGCACAACCCCCCACCCAACUCAAGAUCAUACACACAGACAGAAUCUCUCUAUCCUCUCUUUUCUCUCUUCGAUUGACUCUCCACACAGAAACAAAAACAAGCAUAAGUUCUUGGUAAAUGAUACACUUUGUAUGGUUUCAGAAAUGGCAGAGAAUGAAGAUAGAAGUUAUUCUACAAGUCCUGAAAGUUCACCAACUUUAAGGGCACCAAUGGGUAGUCCUCCUAUAAGGAAGGUGUUUGAUAAAAUCCUGACUUUUGCCCCUUCUUUGAGGAGUAAUACACUUCCUCGUGGUAGAAGAAUUUUCCAUAGGGAUGUUGAAGAAGAUGAGUUUCAAUAUGCAAAUACUCAUUGUCUCUCAUCAUACUACAGUGUCUUUGUUGUUCGUUUAGCUAUCAUGGUCAUGCUAGCAAUUUUGAUUGGGCUGCUAACUAUUCUGACAUGGCAUUUCACAAAGAGUUACACAAAAAGGUCACUAGAUACCUUAGCUUCUGGUCUUCGAUAUGAGCUUCUGCAACGUCCCAUACUAAGAAUGUGGAACAUUUUGAAUUCUACUUCUGAAAUAACAACAGCCCAGGUUAAGCUGUCAGAGUAUGUAAUCAAACGGUAUAGCAAUUCAGCUACUCAAGCAGAACAAGUUGAGCUGUAUGAAGUGAUGAAGGAUGUGACAUGGGCAAUGUUUGCGAGUCGCAAAGCUCUCAAUGCCAUAACUAUAACUUACAGAAAUGGCUUUGUUCAGGCUUUCCAUAGAGAUCAUAGGAGUAAUAAUACAUUUUACAUCUACUCUAAUCUUGUCAACUAUUCAAUCAGCGCUGCUGAGCCUUCUGAUGCCAAUAUGUUGUCCUCGCGUCAAGGGUGGAAUGAUCAAUCCAUUCACGGUAACCUUUCAGCAAUUUGGUAUCGUGAACCACUUGAUCCCACAACAGGCAAUAAGAUUGGAAAAGCAAGCGAAAUACAACCAGAUGAUCUGAUCAAUAUUGCUGGCUUUUCACAAGUUCCGGAUGGUGCAGCUUCCUGGCAUGUAGCAGUAAGCAAGUAUACAGAUUCACCAUUACUUUCAGCAGCAUUGCCGGUAUGGGAUGCUUCAAAUAAGAGCAUAGUGGCUGUUGUAGGUGUUACUACUGCACUUUACAGUGUAGGCCAGCUGAUGAAAGAACUUGUUGAAGUCCACAGUGGACACAUAUAUUUGACCUCUCAAGAGGGUUAUUUACUGGCUACUUCAACAAAUGCGCCUCUCUUGAGAAAUUCAUCAAGAGGGCCCAAGCUUAUGAUGGCUGUUGAUUCUGAAGAUGACAUAAUACGAAUGGGAGCUCAAUGGUUAGAAAGUCGCUAUGGAAACAAGUUUCCUCAUGCUGUUCAUGAAGAAAAUGCGGAGCUUGGCAACCAGCAAUAUUACAUUGAUUCUUUUUUCCUAAAUCUAAAGAGACUACCUAUAGUGGGGGUUAUCAUUAUUCCGAGAAGAUAUAUAAUGGGGAAAGUAGAUGAAAGGGCCUUCAAAACAUUGGUUAUACUGAUUUCUGCAUCUGUGUGCAUAUUAGUCAUUGGAUGUGUCUGCAUAUUAAUACUUACGAAUGGGGUAUCAAAGGAAAUGAAGUUGAGAGCAGAGCUGAUAAGCCAUCUUGAUGCCAGAAGAAGGGCAGAGGCAUCAAACAACUACAAAAGUCAAUUUCUAGCAAAUAUGAGUCAUGAAUUGAGGACUCCUAUGGCUGCAGUGAUUGGCUUACUGGAUAUUCUUAUUUCUGAUGAUUGUCUCACAAAUGAACAAUAUGCAACCGUCACUCAAAUUAGAAAAUGCUCUACAGCUCUUCUCCGGCUUCUUAACAAUAUAUUGGAUCUCAGCAAGGUUGAAUCUGGAAAGCUAGUUUUGGAAGAUGCUGAGUUUGACCUAGGACGAGAACUUGAAGGCCUCAUCGACAUGUUCUCUGUGCAGUGCAUUAACCACAAUGUGGAGGCUGUUCUAGAUCUUUCUGAUGAAAUGCCAAAGUUAGUCCGAGGAGACUCUGCAAGAGUUGUGCAAAUAUUUGCAAAUCUCAUAAGCAAUUCCAUCAAGUUCACUACAUCGGGUCAUAUUGUUUUGCGUGGUUGGUGUGAGAACAUAAGUACUUCCAAUGAUACUGCAAAGUCUCCUCUUGAACAGAAGAAACUACGGUGUGCACUUAAAACAAAACUGAGGCAGCAGGGGAACCAUAUGAAGAAGGCCUCUAAGAAAGAGAACAAAGUGAUUCUUUGGUUUGAAGUUGAUGACACAGGCUGUGGAAUUGAUCCAAGCAAAUGGGAAUCUGUAUUUGAAAGCUUUGAGCAAGCUGAUCCCUCAACAACUAGAUUGCAUGGUGGCACCGGUCUUGGGCUCUGCAUAGUUCGGACUUUGGUUAACAAGAUGGGUGGAGAAAUAAAAGUUGUAAAGAAGAACGGGCCGGGAACUCUAAUGCGACUUUACUUACUUCUCCGGACUCCUAGAGAUGGUACAGAACAGCAUUGCCAAAUAGAUUUUGCCAGGCAUAAUGUUGUGGUGCUGCUAGCACUAUAUGGCUCGAUUGGAAGAGGUAUCAUGUCUCAAUGGUUGCGGAAAAAUGGAUUGUCCACUUUAAGAGUGUCUGAAUGGAAUGAGCUGACGCAAGUUCUUCGAGAACUUUUUUAUGUGAGAAGACACAACAAAGGCUUUGAGGCUCAAUGUUCCCUGAAUGAACCAUUAAGAUCAGAAGUUCUGAACAUACAAGACAUCAGGGAUCCUAUAUUUGUUAUAGUUGUAGAUAUAGGAUUGCUCGACUUGAGUACAGAUAUAUGGAAAGAACAACUUAACUUCCUUGACAAGUUCUCUAGCAAAGCCACAUUUGCUUGGAUGCUAAAUCAUGAUACUUCGACUGCCAUAAAGAUGGAGCUUCGUAGGAAGGGUCAUAUAUUGAUGGUUAAUAAACCUCUUUACAAGGCAAAAAUGAUUCAGAUUUUGGAAACUGUCAUAAAGGAACAGCAAAAGAAAAGUUUCGGUGCUGUAAGAUCUUCAUCAAAGGAUGAUGAUAUGCAUGAUUGUCUUGAGAUCGAUUCCACUCAGUUUGACAAUGCCAGUUCCGAAGAUUCUGAUAUGGCUGAAACAGGUAAUUCCAAUAAUGUAAGUUCAUUUCAUCAUGGAUCAAGGAUCACUAAUCCAUCACAGUAUCAGACAUUUAAGAAGUGCUUAGUUGAAUUGACUGAUAUGCGUUCAGAAGAAGACCAAUUCAAGAGAGAAGAAGUGAGUCAAGUCAGGCGUAACUUGCUUGACACAAAAGAUGAAAAAGCUACGUUGGUAUGCAACGAAGAAGCACCCUUUUCAACAGACUCCCGAAGUGAGAGUUCAAAACGCUCGGAACAACGUUUAGAAAGCAGUUGUCUUAAAGGGCAAACAAGCUCAUGCUUAAACAAAUCUGUGAAAGAACAGAAAGCUCUGGAGGGACUACGUAUCCUUCUAGCAGAAGAUACUCCAGUUCUUCAAAGAGUUGCUACCAUCAUGUUAGAAAAAAUGGGUGCUACUGUUAUUGCUGUGGGAGAUGGACUGCAAGCAGUGGAUGCUCUCAAUUGCCGGCUUAGCGGAAGAGAGAGCAGAAGGGAAUCAGUCUUUCAAGAUGAAAACAACACUUCACAGACUGAAAUGCUGGAUCCCCCACCAUAUGACUUGAUUCUGAUGGACUGUCAGAUGCCUAAAAUGGAUGGCUACGAAGCAACGAAAGCAAUUCGAAAAUCAGAAGCAGGAAGUGGAUUACACAUCCCAAUAGUGGCAUUGACAGCCCAUGCAAUGUCAUCUGAUGAAGCAAAGUGCUUGGAGGUGGGCAUGGAUGCUUAUCUAACUAAGCCAAUUGACUACAAGCUGAUGGUAUCCACCAUUCUAUCCCUCACUAAACGAACAGUCUAACUUAUCAAACCAAAACUAACAGAGGAGUCUUUGGAUGUAACAAGUCAGAUGAUUUGCACUCAAAAUAUAUAUAUAUAGCAUGUAACAUAAGUUGUAUAUGCCUUUAAAAAGUAUUACCCAAUUUUGGCUUUUCAA
Messenger RNA from Ricinus communis (castor bean), 4579 nucleotides. RefSeq names its product histidine kinase 1. The transcript has 13 exons. The record is from RefSeq and is a predicted model, not a curated record. NCBI's taxonomy places the organism in Eukaryota, Viridiplantae, Streptophyta, Magnoliopsida, Malpighiales, Euphorbiaceae. Gene Ontology annotation, biological process: phosphorylation; phosphorelay signal transduction system. The coding region runs from base 695 to 4444 and encodes 1249 amino acids. Gene Ontology annotation, molecular function: phosphorelay sensor kinase activity.